GUUUAAGUAUUCGAGUCAGUGUGGGCCUCAUCACAGUAAGUGAGAGGUGGCUGGGUUUCAUGUGUAUAGUGUUUUAGUGCCGUGUUUUUUUACGAUUCCUGGUUGCUGCUAAACAAAGAAGCAAUGAAGCUAGUAAUCCUGCUAGCGCUGACGGGGUUGUGUGUCGGUCUCCCACACCAUGACUUCGAUGCGGCAGAAAUAAUGCUAGCUAGCUUGUCGGAAAGUCAGCUAGACCAGCUUCUAGCAGAGAAGCUGGAAGAGCUCCAAGUAAGCAUUCUGGAUUCCUAUAAAGAACAUCUCCGGGCGCAUGAAAAUACACUCCAGCAACUACAUCGUAGUCGCCGUGAUUUGCCCCAACGUCCCGUCAUCCCAGCUGACUAUUGGCAUGGUUACGUCUUUGGAACUCUUCCCACAAGAGAAAGGACGGUAGUUGACGGCGUGACCGUUAGCCUGGUCCACAACAUAAAUACCAUCCAGGAAGUUUAUCCAAUCGAUCUUCCUAGUACAAGGGCAAUUUACAAGAAUGGCUUGGGCCACGGAUACAUCUAUAAAGACGGGAAAAUGAAGCUACUUAAUGUCCGUAAUGUGUGGACAAAGUCGCUGUCUGGAUGUCCCUGUGGAACCGACUUGUCAGAUACGAGCUGUGCCUGCUGUACGGAAGGUGGAAGACUUUGCUCCCCUAGUGAAGGUCUCCAGGGUAACGUUUGUGUUGGAGGCGAAGGGGAACUUGCCUUGGAGUGCACCCAGUCAGGUAUCCGACCUCUUACACUUGAUGCAGCAGUGGCCUUUGAUUACCAUGCUGAAGGACUUCCACACCCCCAAAGCCACCGAGAAGUAAUAAUAACGGCAGAAAAAGAGAUGGUUACUUUCUACAAAAUGGACCAACAUGGUCUUCAAGAGUUGCAUACUCAGAAAGGUCACAACCAUAUAAAUGUUGGUGAAGUAGUCUCCCACUUGGGCUUGGGAGAGAUCUAUACAGAAGAGUUUGGGGUACUUGUCAAAAAGCGUUACAUGUUUUUCUUUGGUGAAAAGGAGGAAAGUAAAGUGUACUUCCCGAUUGUAGUGAACAGUACCACUGACAACUUGCAAACUGGCCUGUUAACACCUUGGGAAGAUCAUGGUUCAGAUAUGAAAGUCUGGCAAAAUGGUGCCCAAGUAGUAAUGGGAGUUCUGAACGGAACUAACCUGCACAUACACAAUCUGUUGACUGACCGAUGGGGAAGACAACAGCUUGUCUUCCUUCAAAGUUUGGAGCUUCCAAGUGAUGUGAUGUACUGGAAGAGUUAUUCAUCAGGAUUUGAUAGAUUUCUGCUUGCUGUGACUCCAAACUUUGCAAGUGUAUAUAUUCAGAAGGAAGGACUCUACAAGCAUUUGCAGGACUUGAUGGCUGAUAGUCUUGGAUCUUUCAAAGACAUUGUACCCCUCCAGAUACCAUCUUGCAAAGAUGAUGUGAUUCUAGUGACGGGUUCAGGAACAACUGUAGUUAUCUUUGUGUGGAACAAUUUUGGUGGACUGUACUAUAAGGCCAAUGAGACCACCAUAUCGGAGAACAUCAUUGGGUGGGAGCGAAGCUUUGGAUCUGUGGAAGUUGCAACGACUGAAACUCCAACUGUGCUAGUGCAAUCUGCAGCAGGUGUAGCUGCAAUAAAGGUAACCUCCAGCCUCCAUGACAUAUUGGAUAAAGAGGUACAAACCAGUCAGAAAUUGCAACAGGCAAAGACCUACAUAGAGAGCGAGUACACAAGACAGACUACAGUCAUGUCCACAAUGCAGAACAGAGUGGAUAAUGCUGUAGAUGUACAAACUACAACCUUGUUAUCUGGAGACUACAUAAUGAACAAGAUUAUUGUGGAUGGGACCUUGGUAACCAACAACUUGGAAGCUGUUGAUUUAACUUUUCCAAGCACAGACUUUGCUUCUGGUGUAUCGUAUGACGACUACAAAGCACGUCUUGCCAACAUUGGUAGCUCGUUCACCUGGCUUGGUAAUCUAAAUACAACAAUGAUCCAAUACUCUGCAACAUUGGAGGAUGCAGUUAAGGUUUCUGGGGUUAACCAGAAGAUAACUGGAAUAAAGGAAGUUGUAAAUGGCUUAACUGUAAGUAACCUUGCAACCACUGAGGUGUCUGUUCAGAAAGUGAUGGAUAAGAAUGACCAAGAGUUCCCUCUAACUGAAUAUCUAGAAGGCUUAAUAAGUUUCAGUGAUGCCCGCAAAAUAACUGGAAAGAAGACCUUUUUAACUAGCCUUGAUGUUACAAGCCUCUUGACUCCUUCCCUGGAUGACAUUCAAGUUAGUGACAUUGCAACCACAACAGGACAAUAUAACAUUAUGGGUACUGUAAGCUUCCCCACACUGAAUGCUGCUAACGUAAUCCUCCCAGCCAAUGGACUAGUUGGUGGUAUUGAUCUAACUAAUGCAGUGUUGUUGAGUGGACCAGCCAAUUUAGGUUAUGUUGUCUUCAACAAGAACUUGAGUGUAGUACAAGACUUGAAUAUAGGUAGUAAUGAAAUGGAUGGAGUAGUAAUUGACAACUUGUACAGGAAUGCACUAACAAGAGCAGGUGGAGAAAUAAAAGGACCACUUGCUUUCACUAAUGAUGUGACGGCAAAGUCCCUAACUGCUUCGUUGCUAUCUGGUGUUAGUUCCUCCGACUUCUUGACCUUUACGGUUUUCAAGGAUGAGGCUAGUCAGCUGACAGGCAGGAUAAAGUUGCCAACACUUACAGCCAAAGCCUUGCAAGUUGAUGGCAAUGUCAAUGGCAGGGCUUUCCCAGCUGACUUGCCCCUUAAGACUGAUUCUGCUUUGAAUCUGGGUACAAAAACAUUCAAUCAUCUGACUUGUCAAGAUCUUACAGUUGACAAUGGUGUAACUGUUAAUGGUGUUCAGUUUAACAAAUUGGUUACACUUCACAGACCUCAAAUAAUUACUGGAAAUAUUAGUCUUUGCAGAAUCUGUAAACAUACUAGGAAGUCUAGAAGUUUCUACUGGUAUUGUGAAAGGCAUUGACUUCAAUGAACUAAA
Messenger RNA from Penaeus chinensis, 3021 nucleotides. RefSeq lists its product as uncharacterized. The record is from RefSeq and is a predicted model, not a curated record. The transcript is spliced from 18 exons. Bases 124 to 3006 code for a protein of 960 amino acids. Lineage: Eukaryota; Metazoa; Arthropoda; Malacostraca; Decapoda; Penaeidae.